Molecule: messenger RNA, 5563 nt
Organism: Hyalella azteca
Lineage: Eukaryota; Metazoa; Arthropoda; Malacostraca; Amphipoda; Hyalellidae
Product: ATP-binding cassette sub-family C member 3
Exons: 5
Biological process (GO): transmembrane transport
Cellular component (GO): membrane
Molecular function (GO): ATP hydrolysis activity; ATPase-coupled transmembrane transporter activity; ATP binding
Source: RefSeq, a predicted model, not a curated record
GUGCGGUUCAGCAAGUUCUCGACGCGGUACCGCAAAGGUCUGGACUUGGUCGUCAGGGACAUAGACGUGACCGUCCAGUCCGGCGAGAAGGUGGGUAUCGUGGGUCGCACGGGGGCGGGCAAGUCAUCGCUGACGCUGUCGCUGUUCCGUAUCAUCGAGGCCGCCGUCGGUCAGAUCAUCAUCGACGGCGUCGACAUCGCCAAGAUCGGCCUACACGACCUGCGCUCUCGCCUCACCAUCAUCCCGCAGGACCCGGUUCUGUUCAGUGGAACCCUGCGCAUGAACCUGGACCCUACCACUGCCAUCGUGGGGCAGCGGCAGUUGGUGUGUCUGGCGCGUGCGCUGCUGCGCAAGACGCGCGUCCUGAUCCUGGACGAGGCGACCGCCGCCGUCGACCUCGAGACCGACGACCUCAUCCAGAAGACGAUCCGCGAGCAGUUCUCUGCCUGCACCAUCAUCACCAUCGCCCACCGCCUCAACACCAUCCUAGACAGCAACAGGGUGCUGGUGCUGGACAAGGGCGUCGUGCAGGAGUUCGCGCCGCCCGCCGACCUCCUGAAGAACAAACAGAGCCUCUUCUACAGCAUGGCCAAGGACGCCGGCCUCGCCUCCUAGACUUCACUGCCUGCACUAGACUUCACACGCCUUCCUGCCUUCACUAGUAUAGGUGUUGCCCUGCCUUCACUAGAAUAGGUGUUGCCCUGCCUUCACUACUAUAAGUCUCGGCUGCCAAAGCUGGACUGUACUCAAAACCAAGGUUGACUGUACCCAAAAUUGUAUAGGUUAUAUUUUGCAGCGAUUAAAAAUUGUCUUUUCUAGUUCAAGUCCAAAUUUACUAAGCGGCUAACAAAGCUUUGAACACUGAUUGUCCUAGGCUCAAAGUUCUAGUUUCACUUUGGAUUCUUCAGAAAUUACAAGUUGCUUACGCUAGCGUGACUUCUUCAUCUACUAACCCUAUAGAAAAGAUGGACAAUGUUUAUUCUUCGAUCCAAUCGUCACUAAUUACUGUGAAAUUAUUAUUGAUCAGUUUUCAUCAUAGCAAAUUAAGCUUUUAUCCUCUUUGUAAAAUUCUUCAAAAAGCCGCUAAAAGCGAAUAAUAUUCAGUCUACCACAGCGAGCGAAUAACUCGAAUAUUAUUCUGUAAUUUAGCGUCUCUAUUCUCCAUGAGAAAAUAAUUUCUUACGUCAUCUCCAUUCAGACUGCAGCUAUUGGGAUUUGCAUGCUCAAUACGCUACCACGCUACCACGAACCUACACUCAGUAGGUUCCUACACCUACACGAACCUACACUAAAUACGCUACCACGAACCUACACUCAGGAAAAUAGAUGUGUUGCUUCCUGCACAUACCACAGAUACGCUCUUCUACCAGUAGAAACUGUGUCAGGAUGACCCACAAUGGAUAGCAAGUGAAUUGUUAUUAAGGCAAAGAUAUACUCGUUUCUGUUUAUCUUUGUUUUGUUGAGGACUUCAGCUCCCGGCCGAAGGGUUUUAUCUUCUGAUGUUUGGGUCAGGAACUGCAGUUUAUUAUAAGGCUUCUAUAUUUAGCGAUGUUAAUUUUUAUUCCUUAGGGUUAUAGGCCGUAGACUUUUUUCUAUGGGAUUCUUGCUGUAAACUUUGAUUUCAAUGGAAACUUUUGAGUCACGUUUGGGACCAGGAAUUUUGGUUUCUGAUCGAUGUUUGGAAGGCAAAUUAGUUUUUCUUACUAUUUAAUUUUUCUAUAACCCUUCACUGUUUGAACGGGGUUCCUGGCUUUUUGUUUAGAUGUUCAUCCUUUCUGAACUGAUGGUUCCACCUACUUGUCGGCAGCCAAAUAUGUCAGUGUAUUCAGUUAAUGUAAUAAGAUAGCCAUAUUGCUGCUGCUGAUGAACCAAUGACAUCAUCACUAUUCACAAGAAUUGACCUCUCAAUUUGAAUGAAAGGAAAUAACUUUUACCCGCUAUUUUGCCACUCGUUAUUGUUGUUCCAAACAUCAGUACCGUUGAUUAAUUCGGUACGUUUUGCAAAUAAAGCUAAUUUAUAGGAGCUAUUGCCCUCGAUAUUUUGGUGGGGACUUUGGCGGGCAUGGUUUCUAUAAAUAUAAUUGUUGUAACUAAUUAUAAGUUAAUGUUAGCUUCGACACGCGUGACUCAUACGGAGACCAAAGACUUGGUCUUCCCGUUAAUUUUUGUUCGAAAGUCGUCGGUUUUGGUGAAUUUUAUGAAGCUGAAACCGAUGUCCCCUAGAAAUUCAAAGGCGAAAUGAAAUUUUUUUUUUUAAUUUCAUUCGUCAUGAAAGAUUCUUUCGCUUGAGUGCCUUAUCGUAUAAUGGGACUUACGCACGGAGUGAUGGGGCGAUUCCUGACCACGCUGCGAUCUCCGUAAGUCGUAAUUGUCGUGUCUCUGACAGCCCAGUGUCUCGGACAACCCAGUGUCUCGGACGACCCAGUGUCUCGGACGACCCAGAGUGUGUCUCGGACAGCCUAGAGAGUGUCUCGGACAGCCCAGAGACUGUGUCUGACAGCCCUGAGUGUUUCUCGAACAGCCCAGAGAGUCUCGGAAAACCCAGAGAGUGUCUCGGACAGCCCUGAGUGUGUCUCGGACAGCCCAGAGAGUGUCUUGGACAGCCCAGAGUGUCUCUGAUAGCCCAGAGUGUCUCGGACAGCCCAGAGUGUCUCUGACAGCCCAGAGAGUGUCUCGGACAGCCCAGAGUGUCUCGGACAGCCCAGAGUGUCUCGGACAGCUCAGAGUGUGUCUCGGACAGCGCUCGCUAUGCGCGCAGUGCUAAUCUUUCUAUGUACUCAGCGAAAGUUCGUUGCCUCAGCUUUUUGCUGGAAAUUUCGCUGCCGAGUCACUUGUUAGCUCAUUUUGUUCGUUCUAACCACUCCAUACUCUCAUCGUAUUCAUUAUUGAUGCAUUUCUUGGUGUAUUCACUAAACAGUCUGAUGUGUCUCAAAGCUUACUCAUGUUUACGCGCGUAGGUCGUUCUUCACUUGACACUUCCACGCUCAGAAAGCCUGAUCCAUCGAGACACGGCCUUUCAAGCAAAAUCCACCAAUCAUAGACAAGAAAAUACAGCGUAAGUACUUACGUUCACUUAGCGAGUCUUGAAAGUAUGACCCCGGAACGACUUGCGGCCAGCAUGACUUCCAAAUAAUAAGCUAUUGCUUAUUAUUUAAUUGCAAUAGCCUAUCAAUAAGCCUGUGAAUAGCAAUAGCCUAUUGCUAUUGACCUCCUGUAAAGGAGCUACUGAACCCAAUAGUCGUACACACGAGGCCAGUAGUGUGGUAAUUAUUGGCAGUUUGCAUUUGAAAAUUGUACUGGCCGCCCCUAAUGGCCCCAUGGAAAAGCCCCUUCUUGGAGCUGGUCUAGUUCAGCCGUGUAUGAUUGGUCUGAAUGACGCGUUGUAUUUACGAGGAUUGUGUAAAAAUUGUUAAAUGUGUUUUGUAAAGCGCACGCACUGAAUUGGUCAUCAUUGGUAAUUAUCAUUGGCAGUGGUGACGCUAUAGUUAAAUGCUUAUCUCUUGUGUCAUGGCGCAGGUUUUAGCAAAUAUUUCGUUGAUGUGAGUGACGCAUCGAAACAUUCUCGAGCGGUAGGUGUUUAAAUAGAAACUGUAAACGAUAUUCGUGAAGGAAGUUCUACAUUUUCUUUGUUAAACGCAGGCGCUGAGUUUGUUAUGUAAGUGAUGAAGCUUUUCCCGUAUAUUAAAUUUCCUGAUUCAAAGGCUUUUAAGCCAAUUACUAUCGGUUAUUGUAAAAGUUCUAAAUUUGAUCAUAAAUCGUGGUCGUAAGAUGAAGAGUCACCCCGCGCUCCCGUGUAACCGUCACUGCCGUAUGUUGAUUCCCGUACGUAUUACCGUAGAAAAUGAAUUGCACUGUAUAUCUUGAUAGGUUUUGCCAACGCGCACCGUAUUUUUCUAGUACGUAGACCUAGUGUUUCUAAAUCAUAGCCUUACGUGUCUUCCUAAGUAUAGAUGAGGUAUUAAGACUUUAUAUUCCUCUGAGUAAAUUACGCUUCUGGCAGGAAUAUCAGCGAGCUUAUUUGCCAUGGGGUAAACUUUAAGGUUCACAUCACCCUUCUUGUCUCGGACUUUAAUUUUGAUGACGUGAACUUUAUUUAAUCAUCAGAGACUCGCCAACUAUCUUCCUAUUGAAGGAAUUGAAAGCAUUUUUUAAAAUUGAAAAGUCAUGUUUUUGAAACACGAAUUGUUGAUCCUGUAAAUUAUCUAUUGGUAGUUUUGAACUCCCGCUUGAUUCGUUUUCUAGUAUUCGAUAAUUUUAUAAUGUAUUGUAAAAUUUCUGACAUUAACGAGUUUAAAUGAAUUCUUUUGUGUUGUUGCUAGAUGUCGAUGGCUUUAAAUAUUAAGCAAAUCAUAACCACAAGACUUAAUUUAUGCUAAUCUGCAUUCUGAUCAUUCCUAUUUCAGGAUAACGUUUCACUUUGAUCACUUUUGUACUUAUACUUUCUUGGUGUACUUAUUUCUUUUCUAUGUAUUCAGUAAUAUUCUGCCGUAUAUCUCAGUGUACGUACUUAAAUACUAAACAAAUGACAAUUUCGUUCUUACAUUGCGAAUGUACUUCCAUAUUUUGUUUCGCACUUGCAUUGCAUCGUUCCUUUUUUCGUACCCGGACAUUUUUUUUUGUCAUUACUUUUCAGGAACUUUUGGAUCCUGCCCUAAAUUUUUCGAAAUUAGAUAAUCCGCCUAUUUUUUCGAAUUUGAAUAUUUCUUGUGUUAUACACCCAUUGCAGCGCCGUGUUAAGUUAUGACGUUUGAUGCUGUAUUGAUGUCAAGCGUUUGCUUAAAUCGGAAAUUCACUAGAAAUUUAAUAACGAGGAAAAUUUCUCAUAAAUUCACCAUAGCUUAGUUUCAGAGUUUAGCUCCAUCGUCAGUCCACAAGUUCUAGAAUAUUAAAAAAACAGUUGUACGAACUGUGAUUGUAACAGCAUUCUACUAUUUUCAACCUGACGAUAGAGCUGGACUCUGGAAUCGUUUUAUGUGGCAAGAUAUGGUGAAUUUCUGUGUAAUUUGCUUUGCUUUAAAUUACUUGUACGAUUCUGAGUCCAGCGCUUAAAGCUUCGUGAUUAGAUAUUUAGCCUUUACUUUUCAGGUACAUUCUUGUUGUGUAUACCGCCGUUAAAUUUUUCGAACUUAGAUAUUAUUUACAUUUGUAUAACUUGAUUUGUCAUCGAAAAUUGAAUACAUUUUGUCGAGAAAUAUUAAUUGUAACGCUGUGACCGUCAAAGACGAACGAUACUCAAGAUACAGGGUCCGUGCACCGGUACAAUGGCCGCAGUUAGCAGGUCGCGUGCGUCGGUGUAUAGUUAAUUAAGUGGUCUAGUAGUUGUACUAACACUGCAAUAACAACACAAUUCUUUAUUGUUUAUAAUUGUCAUAUUGUGUCUUCUCCUAAUCCAUAUUAGCUUUUUGUGAACUGACGUAAAAAUUAUUUUUUUCGGCGAGGUGACGUAGAGUUUGUUACACUGUGUCGCCAGUUGGUCAGGAUAGUGCAUGUUGUAGGUGCUGUCUUAAAAGGCUACUUUGUUGAUCGAAUCAUGAACGUUGAAAUAUAAUAAUUUUCGAGAGAA